Molecule: messenger RNA, 414 nt
Organism: Rotaria sp. Silwood1
Lineage: Eukaryota; Metazoa; Rotifera; Eurotatoria; Philodinida; Philodinidae
Source: the annotation of a GenBank genome assembly
AUGCGUCGCUUAUGUUUGCAUCAUCUCAAAGAUCAUCAAAAUAUUCUUUUAAGUGAAGUUAAUGAACUUACUAAUGAAUUCAAACAAGUUAGUGCUAAUUUAAUUAAUGCUUCGAAGACGACGAUUGAAGAGCGUAAGGCUGAUGAAAAGAAAUGCGCGGACUGGCGUAACCAAAAAAUGGCUCAAAUUGAACGAGAAUAUAAUAAAAUAAUCAGUUCUAUAAAAAGUCGUCAAACGAUACUUGAACACUUGGAACUCGAACUUAAUCAACGUUUGAAAGAGAAAGUUCAAGAACCAUUAGAACAUAUAUGUAUACAAGGAAGUAUCAGUCCUCAGAUACUCAAUACUAUUCGAUUAACAAUUGAUACAGUCAAAAGAGAUUGUGCUUGUCUUAUAUGGAAUCCACAGAAGUAA